This is a messenger RNA of Anisakis simplex (herring worm), 654 nucleotides long. The record is from the annotation of a GenBank genome assembly. Lineage: Eukaryota; Metazoa; Nematoda; Chromadorea; Rhabditida; Anisakidae.
UUGUCAUUAUUUUUCCUCUCGAUAUACAUGAUAUAUAUCGUUAUUAUUAUUCAAGGAUUCUUUCUGCCGUUGUCGGGUGGUGCCGAUAGCGCUUCGGUUGCGGUGAUGGUGAGGGCGAUGUGUGAGAAGGUGGUUGGGGCUUAUAGAAAGGCUUGUGAGGAUCCGAAUCACGAAAAGAAUGAAUUUAAGCUGGCAGGGCAGGAAAUUAACGUUGGAUCGGCAGAUGAACUGUGCAAAAAGAUCUUCUUUACGUGUUAUAUGCAGUCGAAAAAUUCCUCCGAGCAAACCAGAGAGUUCGCCAGAGAAUUGGCCGAACAAAUCAAUUCAAAUCAUUUGCGAAUUUUUCAGAUUUUUUACAUUUUUCACUCUAAAUUUUUUUGGCCAGAUAGUCGUGUAUCGUUGGCAAUGCAGAACGUGCAGGCACGCAUCAGAAUGGUGUCUGCGUAUCUGUUCUCUCAAUUGGCGUUGUUCUUUAAUAAACUGCCUGGAUGUCUGCUCGUGUUGGGUUCGAGUAACGUCGAUGAAUCAUUAGUUGGCUACGUGACAAAAUAUGAUUGCUCGGCAGCAGAUUUGAAUCCGAUUGGGUCGAUGAUGAAGUCGGAUCUGAAGGAGAUGCUGCGAUACGCCAGAGACACCAUGGGACUCAGUGCUCUC